CUUAUGCUAUGAUAUAAUGGAAUCAACUCUUGGCAAGUUCCGUCAACGCCCGAGGUUUCCGCGGCUCCUAUUGGUUCCAAACGAUGUCUUCGGUGCCAAGGAGGACCUCCGUUUCGCACCUUGCCUAAUAUGGAAGUCAUUGACGCGGGCUGGGCGGUCGGAGAUAUGUCGGCCCGGCCGCGGCUCAGCCACACUGCAAUUCGCAGACAAGAACAAGAAUGGCUGCUUCCGGCUUCACCUCGAUUCUCUAUCUAGCUCCUCCUCCCCUCCUCCUCAUCAGCAAGCAAGCAGCUAUCACCCAUUUCCAUCAGAAAACACCCUGCCAUCAUCAAUCUCGCUCACGAUCUCUCUUCUCUUCUCUUCUCUCCUCUGCUUGAUUGAUUGCAACCACACCAUCUCCAGAAAAGCGCGAUAGUGCUUGAGGCUGGCCCCGAUCCAAUAACCCAGCCACAUUCCGUCAUCAGCAUCUCAUAAUAAGCAACACUUUUCUACAGCAGUUAAUCAAUCAUCUAUAUUUAUAACCCCUACUCCACGACAAGCCAGUCUCCCUUACUUCAUCCUUUCCCUUUAGAAAACAGAUCCUUCUCUCAUCUCGGAGACUGUCCCGUCGCAAAGAUGCAUCUUGCUCGUAGAUAUGACUGCUACGAGGAGUUAGGACGUGUCUACUGCAGAUCAGCCUGGAGCGACUGGGGUCGCUGGGUUGCCCUAGUCAUCGUCGUUCUCGGUGCUUUCCUCGUCUUCCUCGCCUUUGCUUGCAUCUCCUCCCGCCGCCGCCGCCGUCGCGGCCAACAACCCUUCCACGGCACAGGCUGGGCCGCCCAGAACACUUUCUGGCAGCAACAACAACAACAGAAUCAACCACCCAACAUGCCUCCGCCCCAAUACACGCCGAAUAGCGGCUACUACGGUCCCAAGCCUACUUACUUUGGCGGCCAGCAGCAACCGCAGCCACCCUACCAAUAUCCACCACCGCAGGAACAAGGCGUCGAGCUGCAAACGCCGCAGAAUGUCCAUCGGGCUGGGGAGCCCGUUUAUUCGCCGCCGCCUGGGCCGCCUCCUGCGAAGUAAGGCGGUUUUGGGAAGGAAAUAAAAUUUAAGAAAAAUUUUAAAUCAUUUUUUUUCCUAUUGAGAAAGAGAGGUAGAAGGUAUUAUAAAUUAUAGUACUCUUAAAAAAUUCCCUUUCUCUCUCUAUUCUCUCUUUUUUUUUGCCUUCUGAAGUCAUGACUCAUUAUAGCAUCUGAGAGUUAGUUAAUUUUUGAUUUUUGCUUGCAUGACAUUGUGUUUUCCUAGUUUAUUAUUUUACUUUUUUUUUAUUUUCUUUUCUUUUCUUAUCUAAGUAGUUAAUGAAUGAAUGUAUUUAGAAUUGAA
Blastomyces gilchristii SLH14081 is the source of this 1368-nucleotide messenger RNA. RefSeq lists its product as uncharacterized. Gene Ontology annotation, biological process: vesicle-mediated transport. The transcript is spliced from 3 exons. Lineage: Eukaryota; Fungi; Ascomycota; Eurotiomycetes; Onygenales; Ajellomycetaceae. Bases 616 to 1068 code for a protein of 150 amino acids. Gene Ontology annotation, cellular component: intracellular membrane-bounded organelle. The record is from RefSeq and is a predicted model, not a curated record.